UUGGCCUGGCUUUUUUGCGAAAGAACAACCCGCGUACCGACGAGUAUCCAUCCGACCCUCCUCACUGUCAAUACUCGAGUAUUGGUGGGACAGUCAAUAGGUCAGAUCCUUCUUCUCCUGUUUGACCAAGUUGCGAGAUAUUCAAACAUGCCGGUCUACAACUUCAAGGGCAUGAAGCCCGUGCCGACGGCUCCGGAACUCGUCGACAUUGUCUUGAUGCGGACCCAGCGACGGACACCGACCGUCGUCCACCCAGGAUACAAGAUCACGCGGAUUCGGUCGUUUUAUAUGCGAAAGAUUAAGUUUACCCAACAAACCAUUUCAGAGCGAUUGAGUGGGAUGCUCACCGACUUUCCCCGCUUAAACGACAUUCAUCCGUUUUAUGCAGAUCUUUGCAACACUCUCUACGAUCGCGAUCACUACAAACUGGCCUUGGGACAGAUCAACACGGCUCGUUCGUUGGUGGAUUCCAUCGCCCGCGAUAUGAUUCGCAUGGUCAAGUACGGGGACUCGCUUUACCGGUGCAAAUGUCUGAAACGUGCCGCACUCGGUCGCAUGUGUACGGUCCUCAAACGCCAAAAAGCCUCCUUGGCGUACUUGGAAGAAGUUCGUAAGCAUCUCUCCCGUUUGCCCGCUCUCGAUCCCAACACGCGUACCCUGCUCAUGUGUGGACUUCCCAACGUGGGCAAGUCAUCCUUUAUGAACAAGAUCACCCGCGGCAACGUCGAUGUACAGCCCUACGCAUUUACGACCAAGAGCUUGUUCGUUGGACAUUGCGACUACAAGUAUCUGCGUUGGCAGGUGAUUGAUACUCCCGGCAUUCUGGAUCAUCCGUUGGAGGAACGGAAUACCAUUGAAAUGCAGGCCAUCAUUGCCCUCGCGCAUUUGACCUGCAGUGUGCUCUACUUUGUGGAUAUCUCGGAGCAGUGUGGGUACACGAUUGAUCAGCAGUGCUCGCUCUUCCGUUCGAUCAAACCCUUGUUUGCGAACAAGCAGCUCAUUGUGGUCGUCAACAAGGUCGAUCAGCAACCUUGGGAAUCGUUGGAAGAGGCCAAGCGUGCCAUGGUACAGGGUUUAGCGGACGACGCCAACUGCUCGCUCAUGACCAUGUCCAACUUAUCGGAACACGGUGUUUCCGAUGUCAAAGCCGCGGCUUGUGACAAAUUACUGGCGACUCGCGUGGACGCUCGCGUCUCGGGCAAGAAGAUUGAAGGCGUCAUGAAUCGUUUACAAGUCUUUAACCCGGCACCCCGUGACGGCGUAACACGCGGAGCGUUUAUCCCCGACUCUGAUGGUGUCACCGACGGCGAUGUCGACAUGGACGGUGGCAACAUCCGCAAGACCGCACGAGAACUCAUGUGGGAAGGUGGCGGACCCGGAGUAUGGGCUCCUGAUUAUCGCGACCAGUACGACUUGGCGGACGAUUCGUGGAAGUUUGACAAGAUCCCGGAGAUCAUUGACGGCAAGAACAUUGCCGAUUUUGUGGAUGCGGAUAUUUUGGACCGCCUUGAAGCUUUGGAACGGGAAGAAGAGCAGCUGGUGGCUGAAUCCGACGCCGCUCGCAUGGGUGAAGAGCCGGAAUCAGAUCUCGAAAGCGAGGAAGAAGCUGCGGUUGAAGCGAUUCGGGCCCGUAAGAAGAUUAUCAAAGAAAAGAAGCUGGCCACGAAUACCCAAAACAAACCGAUGCUUCCCCUAUCGAUCCGCGGAAAGAGCAAAGACAAGCACGAUGCCGGUACGCUACUAGCAACCGAGAUCAGAAAGACUAUGGACAGUAUCGGUGUGGAUUCGAGCAAGAUGCUAGAGCGUGGACGUUUGCUGGAACGUGGCAGAAAACGCGAACGCUCACUGAGUCGCAGUCGUCGUGGUGCAGAUGACGAAGAUGCGGCCAUGGAUGUGGAUGUGUCCGGCUUGAGCAAGGCCGCAUUGAAAAAGAUUAAAAAGGAAAAGGGAGAAAAGGCUCGUCGGGAUCUCAGCCAAGCUCGCAGUCAUUCUCGCCCUCGCGAACCUUCACAGAUGGGUUUGAAAGAUUCGGAGUCCGUCAAGUCGGCCCAAAAGCUGGACCGACUUGGACGCAAGGGAUGGAUGGGCGCUUCUGGAGAAGGCGAUACACGAAAGAGCGUACAUUUGGUGAAAUGGAUGAACACUGGCAAGAAACGCAACGGCACGCACUAUCAGCGAUAGACAUACGUGCCCAUGUUAUGUAAGGAUUUGUUGUUCCUAGUGCUGUAUUGGGUACAGUAUUUCGGUCGUCUAGGAUUGGAGCAAUCGCUGCUGCACGGUAUCUCUAGAUGUAACACAUUACACCCCUAGUGCAACUAUCUAUCGGA
This is a messenger RNA of Phaeodactylum tricornutum CCAP 1055/1, 2327 nucleotides long. RefSeq lists its product with no specific name. Gene Ontology annotation, cellular component: nucleolus. Bases 148 to 2181 code for a protein of 677 amino acids. Gene Ontology annotation, biological process: ribosomal large subunit biogenesis. The transcript has 3 exons. Gene Ontology annotation, molecular function: GTP binding; RNA binding; GTPase activity. NCBI's taxonomy places the organism in Eukaryota, Bacillariophyta, Bacillariophyceae, Surirellales, Neidiaceae. The record is from RefSeq and is a predicted model, not a curated record.